AUGUGGUGGUUACUACUCGUGUUGAUUUUUCCUAAUUUCGUUUCUUCGAACACAGAAUGUUUAUGGGCUGCUGGUCGUAUUGUAUGUAAUCGUGAUCAGGCCUUAGUCAAAGAUACUGUUAUUGAGAUAUGGGACAAAGAUGGUCCUGAAAAGAUUGGUGCUGUGGAUAUCCUUGAUCCUGAUGAUAUGGCCGGUUUGUCUGUGGUUGACAAUGAAGAUGGGCUCUUCAGGGUAGAAGGCUGUGCUUCGGAUAUUGACUGGUUGGGGCCUUUUCAUCGCAAUCGACCCGAGUUUUAUUUGAAAAUUAGACAUCGUUGUCUUUCUCCCGAUUUCACCGAAAUGACUGUAAAGCCACCAGUGAAUACAUAUGCUCCCGUCACCAUGGAUUACUUCAUUGAUCAUCCCAUAGUUCUUGACCCAUAA
Auanema sp. JU1783 is the source of this 423-nucleotide messenger RNA. The record is from the annotation of a GenBank genome assembly. Lineage: Eukaryota; Metazoa; Nematoda; Chromadorea; Rhabditida; Rhabditidae.